AUGAGUUUUAUACAACAAUUUGUUUCCUAAUAAGUUCCAGAAUGGAAAAGUGCAUACUUAAAUUAUUAACUCUUAAAAGAAGUCCUUGACCCUUUUAAAAGAGUCACUAAUUCUCUCCCCAUUCUCAAUCUUACCAUUAAACUUAUCAAAGAUUAAAAUUUAGAUGCAAAUAUACCAUAAGAAAUUUAAACUAAAUUGUAAAUUUUAGAAGAAGAAUUUAUUCAACUAUUCUAAGAUGAAACUUAAAAAUGCAAUAAUUUUUUUCUUAUACAAGUUAAAAUAUUAAAACAUUAAUAUGAGAAAAUGAUAGAUUUUGAAGAUGAUUUUGAAAGAAUUAAAGCUUUUGAAACACUCUACAAAAAAGGAUAACUACUUAAAUAAUUCAAAAAUUCAAACAUUGAAGCAACUCAUCGAAUUUUACAAUCAUAUCAUCGUUAUACAAGCUUUAUUGAUAAUUCAGAAAAUCAUAUGGAUAAUUUUUUUAAGAAUUUAGAAUUUGUAAAUGAUACUUCUUUGAAUAAAAUUAUCAAAAAUAUCAAAGCAAAUUAUAUUAGAAAUGGAUGGAAUGGUCAAGAAUUAGAAAAGUUAAAACAAUAAUAUGCAAUUUAACAUAAACUUUAAUAUAUUGGAUUUUUAGGAGGAAUUAUCAUUUAUCUAAUGUUAUCUUUUAUUUAUUAAAGAAUAGACCUCAAUUUUUUAAAUAUUUCAGAAGAUUAUACAACAUAUCUUCUAUUUAUAACAAUGGCAAUUCCAUUAUUUUAUUUAUGGUUUUUUUCUACUUUAUUAUAAAUCUUAAAAAAAAAGUAUAUUAACUAUUGGGUAAUUUUUAAGAUAGAUUAUAUAAGAGAUUCUAUCUCUAAGUUAUAUUAUUUAGCUGCAAUCAUAACAAUUAUAUUCUUAUCAAUAGUUAAUUAUGGUUUAAUUUCUGAAUUUUAAUUUUAUGCGUUGACCAAUAAAUUAAUUUAUUAUCAAAUGUUUAGCUUUAUUGAAUUUGAUCCAGUAUAUGCUUUAUUUAUCUUCUGGAUUUUUUUAGUGCUUUUCAUGAUAAAUCCAUUAAAAGUCUUUGGUUAUGAAGCUAGAAAAUAUUUUUGGAUUUUAUAAAUAAAAACAUUGAGUGGUCUCUAUUUGAGCAAAGAAAUCCUUUGGAAUAUUGAAUAAAUGGUAUCAAUUUAUUAAUAAUUCUCUAGAUAAGUUGUAGUCAGUUCUUUAGAUUGUUUAGCUAUACAAUUUACUAUUAUAUUUGCUAUUUUAAACAUCAAAAUUAAUUUCAAGAAUUUAACUAUUAUACAUAAAGUGUACUUACAAUCCCAUUUAUUUAUGGAUUCUAUUAUUCAAUUAAAGUUUACAUAAAAGAUAAGAACUCUUAUUUAAAUUUAAUAAAAUUUACAACUAUGUUAACAUUAAUAAUAAUUAGUUAAAUCAAUAUCUUUAUCAAGUAUUUACCAAAUUAAUUGUUAUAUUGUUUAAUAAUUAUAUGUGGUUUAUGUGUAUCUUUUAUUGAUGUUAAAUAUGAUUGGGGAUUACUUAAUCAAUAAUCAUAAAAUUGUAAAUAUAAAAUUUAAAGCUAGGUCUUUUACGUUAAAUAUUAGGAUAUCAUAAAAAUUUUUAUUAUUUCUCUAUGUUCUUUAAUGUUAUUGGUAGAAUAUUUUUAUUUAUUUAACUUUGUAAUAUCAUUCAAAAUAAAAAUAUACUACUCAUAUAUUCUAUUGUUGAAUCCAUUCGUUGUAAGAAUUUAUUUAUUUUAAUUUAUAGUAUUUUUAUGGAAUUUGAUAACGAUAGAAAAGGAACAUGUAAUUAAUAUUGGAGAAUUCAAGGCUGUUGCUGAUGUCGUUAUUGAAGGUGAUGAUAGAUUUAUGGUAAAUAUAGAUUAUCAUAAUUAAUAUUAGAAUGAACUAAAAGAGUUUUUUUUAAGGCUACAAAAUCAAAAUAUUUUAAAAGGAUCUUUUAGAAAAAAAGCCUGUUCCUUGAAUUUAAUGAUUAAAAAAUUAGAAUAAAAUAUAGAACAAAAUUAAAUUUGA
Messenger RNA from Paramecium sonneborni, 2018 nucleotides. Lineage: Eukaryota; Ciliophora; Oligohymenophorea; Peniculida; Parameciidae. The record is from the annotation of a GenBank genome assembly.